Branchiostoma belcheri (Belcher's lancelet) is the source of this 982-nucleotide messenger RNA. Its product is annotated as cysteine-rich hydrophobic domain-containing protein 2-like. The coding region runs from base 48 to 545 and encodes 165 amino acids. Lineage: Eukaryota; Metazoa; Chordata; Leptocardii; Amphioxiformes; Branchiostomatidae. The transcript is spliced from 6 exons. The record is from RefSeq and is a predicted model, not a curated record.
CACCCCGGGAGAUAUUGCCCAGCAUACCGUGCGCAGAUGUUUCCAUCAUGGCGGACUUCGAUGCGAUUUAUGAGGAAGAUGACGAAGAUGAGCGGCUUAUGGAGGAACAUCUACUCAGUACCGUGCCUGACCCCGUCGUCGUUAGAGGAUCAGGACAUGUCACUGUGUUUGGUCUAAGCAAUAAGUUCAACACAGAGUUUCCACAAGGCUUGGCUGCAAAGGUAGCGCCGGAGGAGUACAAGGCGACGAUCAGCCGGCUGAACGGAGUCCUGAGGAAGACGUUACCUGUCAACGUGAAGUGGCUGCUGUGCGGCUGUCUGUGUUGCUGCUGUACCCUGGGCUGUUCCCUCUGGCCUGUCAUCUGUCUCAGCAAAAGGACACGACAUUCUAUAGAGAAAGUUCUGGACUGGGAAAACAGUCAUUUGUAUCACAAGCUGGGCUUGCAUUGGAGAUUAGCGAAAAGGAAGUGUGAAUCUAGCAACAUGAUGGAAUAUGUUAUCUUAAUAGAGUUCAUUCCGAAGGUUCCCAUCCACAGACCAGACUGACCUUGACACGUCACCUCUCCGUACCGGUAUAUCUGUAACACCCUGGACUUCCCUCCACUCAGCACACUCAUGCACAAACUCAAGUGUUAAGUUAUUCAAACUGGGUGAUACUAGUAAUAUUAUUAAGUUAUUCAUUCAGGUAGAUGAUACUGAGGGAAUCAAUGCAACUUCACAAACAACAAAUUCUCAGACAGACAGUGUUUUUGGAAAAGGGGCAUAAGCCUUUUCAAAAUGUCUAAACAUCCCUCUUUUGUCUAGUUUUGUUGACUCUGUAACUAGUAGUCUACCUGGAUAUCUGAUCUAACCUUUACUCUAUUCAAGUCCCUGUUUGAUAAUUCAGUCAGUUUGGGAAACACUGAAUGUAUGACUGUAAGGCUGAAGCCACUUUGAAUCCAACAAAGUCUUUAUGUCAGAAUUCAGGCAAGAUUAUUUGUGAC